Macadamia integrifolia is the source of this 1314-nucleotide messenger RNA. Its product is annotated as leucine-rich repeat extensin-like protein 6. The transcript has 8 exons. NCBI's taxonomy places the organism in Eukaryota, Viridiplantae, Streptophyta, Magnoliopsida, Proteales, Proteaceae. The record is from RefSeq and is a predicted model, not a curated record. The coding region runs from base 171 to 947 and encodes 258 amino acids.
AGGGUCCAUGUUUUGAAGGUAAGAAUAGAAAAAUCUGUGAGCCACUAAAGCCAUCGAUCGAGGGUUAUAUCCCUUUAGCAAGGGCGUAAUGACGAUAGCAUUUCUAUUCCGCGUCAACGAAUUCAAUAUCCAUUUCCCCAUCUUCUGUCAAGUCUGGACUCAACUCAUCAAUGUCGAUUUCUGGGAUCCAAGGUCAGCUGCUCGAGGUUACAGUUGUGGGAUGCAACAAAUUGAAGGACACGGAAUGGAUCUCGAGGCAGGACCCUUACGUUUGCCUCGAAUAUGGAAGUUCCAAGUUCCGGACAAGGACCUGUACAGAUGGAGGUAAGAACCCUACCUUUCAAGAGAAGUUCGUCUUUACGCUCAUCGAAGGUCUACGGGAGUUGAAUGUGGUUGUCUGGAAUAGCAAUACCAUUACUUACGACGACUUCAUCGGCAGCGGAAAGGUUCAACUUCAGAAGGCUCUAUCCCAAGGUUUUGACGAUACUGCUUGGCCCCUACAGACUAAAACUGGCAGACACGCCGGAGAAGUUCGACUCAUAAUGCACUAUGCCAAUGCUAACAAACCAGCGAGUAGCUUUUCACCAUCAGCGCCACCCUACACGACACCGCCACCAACCCAAUACCCAACUCCGCCACCGACCCAAUACCAUGCGUAUUCUACUCCACCACCAACAGCCUACCCUGCUUCAUCAUCUUACCAUUCAUAUCCACCAAAUCCCGCACCAGCAGCCUAUCCGCCACCGCCUCAACUGACUUCUGCCUAUCAACUGCCUCCUCAAUCCACUGCCUAUCCCCCACCUCCUCAACCUGCUGCCUAUCCUCCUCAGCCAUACCCCCCACCACCCUAUCCACCACAAAGCUAUCCACCUCCACCACAUGCCACCUCCUAUUACCCACCACCUCCAGGUCCAUAUCCAGGAAGCUAUCCACCACCAUCCUACUGAGCUAGCUCUUUUGAGCUACCGCUCCCGAUUCUCAACAUCAACAGCUCCGCCUCAGGGAGAUGGGACAUCCCUGAGAGAAGAACAACUUCACCAAUGGACACCCUCAGAGACUGGGGAAUAGGUAUAAAAUGCAACCCUUUACCGUUCACAGUUGAGGAUGAACCUUGAAUCUUCGUUGAAAUCACUGCAAUCAACAUUGAGAACGACAUCAAAGCGUCAUCAACCAAGCAAUUGGUUCUGGUCAUAACAGCUUCUUUCAUGAUGCCCACAAAUUGUUGGAUGAAAUGUAGAAAAGGGAUUUUAUAUUUUUAUCAAGAAUCUGAGUAAAAGAUAAAGGAUUUUUAAAUUAAAUAACAUUUAAGCUGAA